AUGGGGAACUGUGUCACGCGAGAAGACUUCGAGUGGGUAUACACGGACCAGCUGCACGCCAGCCAUCGCCAGGAAAUCCUGGCAAAGUAUCCAGAGAUAAAGUCCUUGAUGAAACCUGAUCCCAACUUAAUUUGGAUUAUAACCAUGAUGGUUCUCACUCAACUGGUUGUGUUCUACUUAGUGAAGGACCUAGACUGGAAGUGGGUCAUAUUUUGGGCGUAUGCCUUUGGCAGCUGCAUUAACCACUCCGUGACUCUGGCUAUUCAUGAGGUCUCCCACAAUAGCGCCUUUGGCCACUACAGAGCUAAGUGGAAUCGCUGGUUUGGAAUAUUUGCUAAUCUUCCCAUUGGCAUUCCCUAUUCAAUUUCCUUUAAGAGGUAUCACAUGGACCAUCAUCGCUACCUUGGGGGUGAUGGCAUCAAUGUGGAUAUUCCCACCGAUUUUGAAGGCUGGUUUUUCUGUACCACUUUCAGAAAGUUUAUAUGGGUUGUCCUUCAGCCUCUCUUUUAUGCUUUCCGACCUCUGUUCAUCAACCCUAAACCAAUUUCUUACCUGGAAAUUAUUAAUACUGUGAUCCAGGUCAGUUUUGACAUUAUAAUUUACUAUGUUUUGGGAAUUAAAUCUUUGGUCUACAUGUUGGCAACAUCCUUACUUGAGCUAGGCUUGCACCCGAUUUCUGGACAUUUUACAGCCGAACAUUACAUGUUCCUCAAGGGACAUGAAACUUACUCGUAUUACGGGCCUCUGAAUCUGCUCAUCUUCAAUGUGGGUUACCAUAACGAGCACCCUGACUUCCCCAACAUUCCCGGAAAAAGCCUUCCACUGGUGAGGAAGAUUGCUGCCGAGUACUACGACAACCUCCCCCACUACAACUCGUGGAUAAAAGUACUGUAUGAUUUCGUGACGGACAACACCAUAAGUCCCUACUCGAGAAUGAAGCGGCAUCCAAAAGGCAAGGUGGUACUGGAGGGAAGGUCCUCAUUGCUAAAGGAAUUCCUCUGUGGAGCUUCACAAGGGCUGGAAAGUGGGCUUUCUGCGUUACUAAUCGAAGCCCGGAGAAGGUCCUGA
Molecule: messenger RNA, 1068 nt
Organism: Zalophus californianus (California sea lion)
Lineage: Eukaryota; Metazoa; Chordata; Mammalia; Carnivora; Otariidae
Product: sphingolipid delta(4)-desaturase DES1-like
Exons: 1
Coding region: 1-1068 (355 amino acids)
Biological process (GO): ceramide biosynthetic process
Cellular component (GO): membrane
Molecular function (GO): sphingolipid delta-4 desaturase activity
Source: RefSeq, a predicted model, not a curated record